Molecule: messenger RNA, 1264 nt
Organism: Ruditapes philippinarum (Manila clam)
Lineage: Eukaryota; Metazoa; Mollusca; Bivalvia; Venerida; Veneridae
Exons: 3
Coding region: 389-1264 (291 amino acids)
Source: RefSeq, a predicted model, not a curated record
CGUUCAGUCUUAUUUUUUUUACAUUUAAUCUUUAAAUGUUCUUUCAAAUACUUUUUUCGAUUAUUUUAGGAAUUAAAUGGAUUAUUUGAAUCAUUUGGAGUACCUGCCGAGAAGAGUCCAACAUCAACAGAGGUUGAUAUUCCUGAAGAUCUGAGCCAGGAGUUUGAAGUCAGUGACAGUGACCAAGAACAGUCUGACACAGAACAGGUAGUGAAUGAAAGGAUUGAAGAAGUGAUUAGAAAUUAUGACACUGUAAAUUCCAGGGAAAUCAGACUCAGACAGAGACACUGAUGACGCAUCAUGUAACAGAGCCUGUAAUGUUUGUACGUAUAAAGUUGAUUGCCUUCUCUAGUUUGACAAAGCUAGUGUUGACAGUCACAUACUUUCUAUGAGAGAGAUUGACAGAAAUGAAGCAGAGAUGUUCAUUACUGGGAGUGUACAUCAAAUUGCUACUGACGAAACUCUUAAAGGGAAACGCCGGAAACGGACUCGUUUUAGAUACACAUUUCAUGGUAAACCUAUCUGUAAGAAGGCAUUCAUGUAUGUAAAUGAUAUCGGAUCAAAAGCUCUCCGAAACCUACUUGAUCACUUUACUACCAAUGGCGCAAUACCACGUACCCACGGAAACAGUGGAAGAAAACCACACCAUGCCCUCGGUUACAAUGAGAUACGGUUUUGUGUAGACUGGAUUUUAUGGUAUGCUGAUAUCAAUGGUUUACCUAUGCCAGCAGCACCCAGGGGCCGUGACGGGGAAGUCCCUAUUCUUCUCCCGUCGAACCUUACAAAAGCUUCUCUACACAGUCAAUAUUGUCAGGCAUGUGAGGAGUCAGAUGUACGGAAGCUCGGAAUGUCAUCAUUCAAAAAUGUAUGGAAAAAUUGCAUUCCACACAUAAAGAUAAUGUCACCAAAAGAUGACGUGUGUCAUACGUGUGAGCAGUUGCGACAUAGUGUUAUGGAUGCUGUGACGGAGCAAGCAAAACUUGAUGCAGCAAAUUGUCUCCGGGAGCAUGUGCAGGAUGCUCAAACAGAACGUCAGGCGUACAUGACAGCGGUUAUUCAAGCGAGAGAAGAGAUGGUAGGUUUCACCCGACCGACAAUACCCGUUGCACCAAUUUCCACAGAGUUCAGCAGGAAAAUAAAUAUGUUAGGUAUCCGCAUUGACUCUACAAGUGAGCAGUUCAACUACUUAAUAGAUGAAGACCAGUCUAUAGGUAUGUUAACUAUUAACCAAAUUUACUUAGAAACGUAUAUCAUGGCAGAAUAG